Physella acuta is the source of this 1542-nucleotide messenger RNA. RefSeq lists its product as uncharacterized. Lineage: Eukaryota; Metazoa; Mollusca; Gastropoda; Physidae. The record is from RefSeq and is a predicted model, not a curated record.
UAACAACAAAAUGACAUACACCAAGGCUAGGCUAUGUUUAUUUGUAGUCUAUGGCUUGUAAUGCUCCCCUCUCGAACCUAAUUAUUUAUUAGAGCUGCAAGCAAGACUGAAGAAUAGAUGGAUAAAGUUCUGCUGUUUUCAACACUUCUUAUUUGCUUGGUUUACUUACCAGAUAUGUUAAACUGCUAUAAAAAAUAUCCUAUGGAAAUCACAGGAUAUGAGAAAGACUGUGUUAAUUAUAGUUGCCGCUACACCGGAAAAAUAGAAGGGUAUAUUGGAGUCCAUGAACUGAUUUUGGAUCCCGAUGAAUGCAAACAGAGAAUAGCUGUUCGCGUUUGCCCAAGGUGGGAACGCUGCUUAAAUGGCUCUGCUCCUUGGAUACCGUACUGUGAUCUAUACGUAGAUUGCUGGGAGCCGGAAGUCUGCGCUGAAAGGAACAAUUUCCCCUGCUACUGCUCAGGAACUUUUCCUGUUAAAUUCAAGUUUUUCUCUAUGGCAGAAAAUGCUUUAUAUCGGCUUGUAGCGACAGACCCAUUUGAUCAUGGAAAAAUACUUUAUGUCGGCAAUAUAUUCGAUUCAUCAAUGAAACCAGAUAAUUGGGACCCAGUGGACAAUCUUGGGUUCGCUUGGAGGGAAAAAGAUUAUUCUCAUUCAACCAACGGAGAACAACAAUUACAUUCAGAGUUUGUCUUCUUGGGAGUCGGAGCGCUAUGUGUCCUCCUACUAGCAUAGAGAAAACUUGCUCAGGAGUAUUCCAGAUAUAGCGGCACACUCAUUACAGGGGGUGGGUGUUCGUAAUUUUGUAAAACGUUUUACAAGGAGUGGGGUAAAUAGGAAGAAUUAUUACAACUUAAUAAAAGAAAUGAAACUAAAUAUAAUUGUUGCAGCUAUUGAGAAUUUUAGAAAAGUUAUUGUUUAAGAUAUAAAGAAAUAUAGUCAUUCUGCAUUUUCUUAACAUAGAUUCGGAAAAAAAUAUGUUACUAUUUUAUUAUUUACCGUUAAUAUUUUACACGAAAGAAUUGUUUUUAAAUUCCAUAUUGUGAGUGGAGAUAGGGAUGCAGAAAUAUUAGGAAAUAUAUUUGUGCCUGAUUUUCUUUUAACUGAUGAGGUGGGUAAUGCAUGAACAGGGAUCGAGAGAAAUGGCGUUAUGUAUGUAAGACUCGAGUAUGAAACCUAAUCAACAAAGCUAUAUGCAUUACUAAAGAUUUUUCAGUAAAUAAUAUGUUGUUGAAAUUAUGGCUGUUUUUUUGAAAAAAGUAUUUGUAUAAUUAUUUCAUUAUUACAAUUAAUUAGAAAUAAUGUUCUGCGUUUGUUUACAAUGAACAUUUUUGUUAGCAUAUACAGAGUUUAUUUGUUCAAAAUAAUAUAUGCAGUUUUUAUGAACACAAAUGAAAGGCGAAGAGUAAAAUCAGAUAAGUUGUGCGCAAUGUAGAAGAAGCUUUUACUUACGGCAUUGCACUGUUAAAUUCAACAUCUCUCUUGGACGAUUGGUACCUAUUAGCCGUAUGUCACCGAACUGGUAUUUAUAUUGAUUAAACCCUA